Caenorhabditis bovis is the source of this 2703-nucleotide messenger RNA. The record is from the annotation of a GenBank genome assembly. Lineage: Eukaryota; Metazoa; Nematoda; Chromadorea; Rhabditida; Rhabditidae.
AUGUUGAAUAGAAUCGCCCUUUUAGGGUGUUUCCUUCUAGUUUCCGUUUACGCAGAACUUGUCAGGGAUCGAGUGCAUACUGGUGGGCAAUCGGUUUCCAGUUGCAAUUCAUCCGAUACAUUUAAAUGUGAUGACGGAAGAUGUAUUCCUGUGGCGUGGAGAUGCGAUGGUGACAUCGAUUGUAGAUUCGGAGAAGAUGAGGACCAUUGCUCGGCGUCGUGUGCCAAGAAUGAGCACAUGUGCGGCAAAUCGUCUAUUCUCGAUUCUCGUGGUCAAUUGAAAUGUGUUCCGAAACGAUGGGUUUGCGAUGGAGAAUUCGAUUGUGAGGACAAGUCUGACGAAAAAGAUUGCAAAGAAAUCACUUGUGACAAGAAUCAGUUCAAAUGCGAGGACAUGUCUGGUGGAUUCAACUUGUGCAUUCCUAAAACAUGGAUUUGCGAUGGACAGCGUGACUGCAUUGGCGGACAAGACGAAGAGAAUUGCUCGGAAAAAAAAUGCGGCAAGACUGAUUUCGCUUGUGCAAAUGGAAAUUGCAUUUUCAAAAACUGGGUUUGCGACGGAGAGGAUGAUUGUGGAGACGAUUCCGACGAGUUUAUCAACGCACCUUCAUUCUGCAACAAAACUACGAAUGUUUGCGAUUCGGCAGAUAUGUUUAGGUGCCCAAAUGGUGAUUGUAUCCCAGCGAAAUGGAGGUGUGAUGGACAAUCGGAUUGCCGAGAUCAUGCUGAUGAGAGGAAUUGCAGUGUUGUUCAACACACUUGCAAGUUUGCGGAGGAAUUCGCCUGCAAAACAUCACAAGCUUGCAUUAGCCGCAAUUGGUACUGUGACGGAGAAGAGGAUUGUCCAGAUGGAUCUGAUGAGGAGAAUUGCGAAUCGUAUUCGAAGAAGUGUGCAUCAGGAGAACGCUCGUGUCCUCCAACAUUCGGUGCGUAUGGAGCAGAAUCUGGAUUGCUGAUCUGCAUUCCGUCAAAUGCUUUCUGUGAUGGAAUUGAAGAUUGUCCGGAUGGUGGAGACGAGAGGGGAUGCAAUGUGACCGCAGAAUGCACGGAGCAAGAAUACCAAUGCCCUUCUACUCCAAUUCAGUGCUUCAAUCGAACCGAUUUGUGCAAAAACUCAAAGUUCGAUUGCGGCGACGGAGCCUUGUCGAUUUGCGGCGAUUCGAAUAUAACCGAGUUUUGCACUAAAAAUUCGCAAGGAUGCACUUGCAGAAAAUCUUACGUGAAGGAUGUGGAAGUGUGCUACUGCAAAGAAGGAUACAAGCUGGUGGAUGGGAACUGCGUCGAUAUUAACGAAUGCGAAAUCGCUGGAACUUGUGAUCAAAUCUGUGUUAACAAGGAGGGAUCGUACUACUGUGCUUGUCAUCCUGGCUACAAACUCAGCUACAGCAAAGAUCAAAUCGGACGCGUUCCGAAUCGUUGUCGUGCGAUGGGUGGCGAUCCGCUUGUUUUGCUCAGCACUCGCGCCUCGAUCCGCCAAUUCGAUCUUGUCACCAAUUCUCAUUUUCCAUUAUCGAGCAAACCUGGCUCCGCCGUCGCAAUGGACUUCCAUUUGACGAAUGGAACUCUUGUUUGGUCCGACAUCAACAAGAAACGAAUUUUGAUGUGCAAAAUUGGAAACAGCACAAAUGGAAUUCUGUUCUCGGAAAUCUGUGAUGAGAAUCACUUCGUUGUUCUCAACGAGAACAUCAAUACUCCGGAUGGAUUGGCUAUUGAUUGGGUUCACGAUUUGCUUUUCUGGACUGAUGGAGGACUUGAUCAGAUUAAUGUUCUCAACCUGAAGAGUGGAAAACGACGUGUUUUGUUCUCUUCGGAACUCGAGGAACCACGUGCAAUCGCUGUCGAUCCAGAAGUUGGUUUGAUCUUCUGGACUGACUGGGGAAAGAAAGCUCGUAUUGAACGCGCUGGAAUGGACGGACAACAUCGAAUUGUGAUCGUCGAAGGAGAUCGUGUCGUCUGGCCGAAUGGACUAGCAUUGGAUUAUGUUGACAAGAGAGUCUACUGGGCGGAUGCUAAGAUAAAGAGCAUUUUUAGCUGCGAUUAUUGGGGAAAGAGAAUAAAGACUGUCCUCCAUUCUCAUGAAUAUCUUCACCAUCCCUUCUCGCUUGCUGUCUUCGAGGAUCGUGUCUACUACACUGAUUGGGAGCAUGACGGAGUUAUCACUGCUAACAAGUUCACCGGACAAGAUGUUCGUAAAGUGAUGGACAAUGUGCCAUCGCCGAUGACUGUCAAGAUUUAUCACAGACAGGCGCAGCCGGUGAUGGAUAAUAAAUGCCUUGGUGCAUUAUGUACUGAAUUGUGCUUGCCUCGUGCGGUAUAUAGAGAGGAAAACCGACUCGCCGAAAAGUCUUGGCAUGAUAGACCAUUCUCGUGUGCAUGCGAAGGAACUCGUGCUGAUGACAUAUUUGAAUGCAUUGUUAAUAUGGAAUCAGGAUCCGGUAUUUCAAUGAUUGGCGUCUUCUCGUUAUUCGUGUUCGCCGGAAUCUGUAUUGGAAUGUUCGUUAUGUAUCGACGUCGCCAUGGUGCAGGAGCAUUCACUGCGCUCAAUUUUGACAAUCCGAUCUAUCGUCGAACCACUGAGCCAUCAGAACACCAAAUGGAAGACCCGUUCAGAGAUCCAUUCGUCGAGCCCGAUAACAGGGAAGCUACGGGUUUGCCGGCACUUGUUGGCGACACGGAGAGGCCGCCUAACGGACUCCAAGUCUAA